Microtus ochrogaster (prairie vole) is the source of this 1612-nucleotide messenger RNA. It is a transcript of the gene Gnai2, whose product is annotated as G protein subunit alpha i2. Gene Ontology annotation, biological process: G protein-coupled adenosine receptor signaling pathway; adenylate cyclase-inhibiting G protein-coupled receptor signaling pathway; gamma-aminobutyric acid signaling pathway. Gene Ontology annotation, molecular function: G-protein beta/gamma-subunit complex binding; G protein-coupled receptor binding; GTP binding. The record is from RefSeq and is a predicted model, not a curated record. Lineage: Eukaryota; Metazoa; Chordata; Mammalia; Rodentia; Cricetidae. Gene Ontology annotation, cellular component: cytoplasm; heterotrimeric G-protein complex.
AUGGGCUGCACCGUGAGCGCCGAGGACAAGGCGGCAGCCGAGCGCUCUAAGAUGAUCGACAAGAACCUGCGGGAGGACGGCGAGAAGGCAGCGCGGGAGGUGAAGUUGCUUCUGUUAGGUGCUGGGGAGUCAGGGAAGAGCACCAUCGUCAAGCAGAUGAAGAUCAUCCAUGAAGAUGGCUAUUCAGAGGAAGAAUGUCGGCAGUAUCGUGCGGUUGUCUACAGCAACACCAUCCAGUCCAUCAUGGCCAUUGUCAAGGCCAUGGGCAACCUGCAGAUUGACUUUGCCGACCCCCAGCGUGCGGACGAUGCCAGGCAGCUGUUUGCACUGUCCUGUGCUGCUGAGGAGCAAGGUAUGCUUCCUGAAGAUCUGUCCGGCGUCAUCCGGAGGCUCUGGGCUGACCAUGGUGUGCAAGCCUGCUUUGGUCGCUCACGGGAAUACCAGCUCAAUGAUUCAGCCGCUUAUUACCUGAACGACCUGGAGCGCAUUGCACAGAGUGACUACAUCCCUACGCAGCAGGAUGUACUGCGGACCCGUGUGAAAACCACGGGCAUUGUGGAAACACACUUCACCUUCAAGGACUUACACUUCAAGAUGUUCGAUGUGGGUGGUCAGCGAUCUGAGCGGAAGAAGUGGAUCCACUGCUUUGAGGGUGUCACGGCCAUCAUCUUCUGUGUCGCCUUGAGCGCCUAUGACUUGGUGCUGGCUGAGGAUGAGGAGAUGAAUCGCAUGCAUGAGAGUAUGAAGCUGUUUGACAGCAUCUGCAACAACAAGUGGUUCACAGACACCUCUAUCAUCCUCUUCCUCAACAAGAAGGACCUGUUUGAAGAGAAGAUCACACAGAGCCCUCUGACCAUCUGUUUCCCCGAGUACACAGGGGCCAACAAGUAUGACGAGGCUGCCAGCUACAUCCAGAGCAAGUUUGAGGACCUGAAUAAGCGCAAAGACACCAAGGAGAUAUACACGCACUUCACGUGCGCCACCGACACCAAGAACGUGCAGUUUGUGUUUGAUGCCGUCACCGACGUCAUCAUCAAGAAUAACCUGAAGGACUGUGGCCUCUUCUGAGGGGCAGCAGGCCUGGCAGGAUGGGCCACCGCCGACUCUGCUCCCUGCUACCCCUGAGGAAGAUGGGGGCAAGAAGACCAUGCUCCCUGCCUGUUCCCCCGCCCCACCCCCAGCUGCUUCUCCCAUCUUUUCUCUCUGUUCUCAGCUCCCCUGUCCCCUCCCUUGGCUCUAGACUUGGGGGAGGGGUUGCCACAGGCCUCUCCGUUUGAAGCCCACCCUUGUCUGAGGGGCCGGGAGUGGCCAUGGUACACCCUUCUUGGGCAUCUGUUCUGGUUUUCCAACCGUUGUCUUGUUCUGGGGUGAGGGGAGCGCAUGCGGAAUUUCCCAAGGCCUGUGUCUGGAGGGGUACCCACUUCUCCAGCCUAGACCCCUGGCUUUGUCCAACACCAGCCCUGACCCAAGUCCAAAUGUUUACAGGGAGCCUCCUGCCUACCCUACCCUUUGCCGCUCGGAGGCCCCAAAGGAAAAAGCACAAGAAGCAAGAGAGACCACCAUUCCUGGAGACACAGUCCACCUGCUCAUUCUCGUAGCUUUAAAAAAAAAA